AUGUCUCCUUGCCAUCCCCGGGCUGGCUUGGGUCAUGCUUCGCCUCAGACUGUGGAGAGCCACGGCCGCCUUAAUAAACUCUCUUCGCAUGAUGGACCGGAUGGGGAAGAGGAGGCGGAGGAGGAGGUGAGACGGUCAGGCUCGAUGGCUCUCCACGCGCCUACAGAGUCGGUCGACGUCGACAAAUCACAAGGCAAUAUCGGCGGAAGCCUUGCAGGUCGUGAUGCUGGAUGGCUUCGCAGAAGAAAAUGCGUCUGGGAUCGCACCUCCUUACUAGCCUUCGUGCGUAAAUAG
This is a messenger RNA of Penicillium argentinense, 294 nucleotides long. RefSeq lists its product as uncharacterized. Lineage: Eukaryota; Fungi; Ascomycota; Eurotiomycetes; Eurotiales; Aspergillaceae. The coding region runs from base 1 to 294 and encodes 97 amino acids. The record is from RefSeq and is a predicted model, not a curated record. The transcript has 2 exons.